AUGGAGGUCGGGGACUGCCGUUACCAGUUUCGGGUCGCGCUGCUGGGGGACACGGCCGUGGGCAAGACGUCGCUGCUGCGGAGCUACGUGGCGGGCGCGCCAGGGACCCUGGGGCCGGAGCCGGGGCUCGAGUUGGUGCCCACGGUGGGCGUCGAGUUCUACAGCCGCGCGCUGCAGCUGCGGGCCGGGCCGCGCGUCAAGCUGCAGCUCUGGGACACCGCGGGCCAGGAGCGCUUUAGGUGCAUCACCAGGUCCUUUUACCGAAACAUGGUGGGCGUCCUGCUGGUCUUUGACGUGACAAACAGGAAAUCUUUUGAACACAUCCGAGACUGGCACCAGGAGGUCAUGGCCACCCAGGGCCCCGACAAGGCCAUCUUCCUGCUGGUUGGCCACAAGAGUGACCUGCAGAGCACCCGUUGUGUCUCAGCCCAGGAGGCGGAGGAGCUGGCCGCCUCCCUGGGCAUGGCCUUUGUGGAGACCUCAGCCCAAAACAACAGCAAUGUGGACCUGGCCUUCGACACCCUUGCCAAUGCCAUCCGGCAGGCCCUGCAGCAGGGGGACAUCAAGCUGGAGGAGGACUGGGGGGGUGUCCGCCCCAUCCACAAGUCCCAGAGCCCUGGGCCCCCCAGCAGGAGGCAGCACCCAGGCCCAUGCCAGUGUUGACUCCAGGGAGGAAGGGAUUGAAGCAGUGCCAACCUAAGACCUGCUAGUGAGAUGAGGCGUGGGGUGUGUGUGGGGGGGGCGAGGAGUGUGUUAGGACCUCUCUGGAGGGCAAAUGACAGGAUGUAUCCAAAGGGUUAAUAUAAACAGCACCCUAGCACUGUUAUGCUUUCUGGAUUUUGGGGACUCUGACGCAGCCUCUUUCCAAGGAAAGUUCUAAAAGUCCGGGUGUGCAACUUCCUGUCCUUGAGCCUCAGUUUCCUCAUCUGUAAAAUGGCACCCACAAAAGACUCCACCACACAGGGAAGUUGUGGGCAUGAAUGAGAUCGUGGAUGAGAUGUGCCGCGAGUGUGGAAUGACGGAGCUGUCAUCACCAUCUUUCCUUGCUUAGCUGGGGAGUGGCUCUUUCUGGCAGGGUUCCUGGGCUUGAAUGCUGCAGCUGCUCAGCGUCUGGACGCUGCACAGGCGAGGACUGGUGUGGGGAAUUCCAGAGUGAGUCUGGCUCAGACCCCCUUAGGUCUUCAGACAAGGAAGAGUCUGGGCAUGGCAUUGAGGUCCAGUGCAUCCUGUCCCAAGCUCAGGGGCUAGCUCUGGGUCUAGGAGGAAGGGAUGGCCUGCUGCACAGUGAAACUCCCUUGCCUCCAGGUCUUUGUUUGAACUGCUUCCUGCCUCCAGUCCUUUGCAUGAGUUGCUUCCUCUGUAUUAAACAUGCCAUCCUCCCACCUCUUCAUUGUUCCGGUUUGUAAACCUUGCAACCCAGGCUUGAAUCCAUCCCCUCUGUCCCUUAGAAGGAACAGAGAGCCAAGGUCUGCCACCCAUGCGAUCCUUCCUGAAGGGCUUGCAGGCUCCGAGGUCCACUGACACCUCGUGGGUAAAGAGGGGGGACCCACCCUGUCCAGACUGGGCUGGAAUCCAGCUGAGAAUGCUUUCUACCUCACACACGGUUGAUGGAGGUUAAAUAUGAUGUGUUAAGUGUCCAAUAAAUGUUGGUUCCUUCACUAAUAAGACCUCAGUGCACAUGUAUGGCAGCCUCCAAGGCACUGGCCCUGGACCAACACUCCAUGUACCCGUGUGAAAAGCCAGGAUGAAGCCCACCACACCUCUUAGCGUGAGGCUGCCCACCUCCCAGCUCACCUCCUGCUCAUCUCUGGCCACUCUUUCCUAAUCUUGCACCUUGCUCUUUAGCCACAUUGACACACUGUCUUCUUUACACCUCUGGGCCUUUGCAUAGACUGUCAUCUCCCCUUAGUCACUCCCAUCUCUGUCUCUACAGGACUGAGGGAGUUUAGGGCAUAGUUAAGAGUUCAGGCUCUGGAGUCAGAUGGACUUUGUUGAAAUCUUAGCAUCAUCACUACUAGCUUUGUGACCUUAAAUGUAUUACUUAAACUCUCUAAAGCUUCCUCAUGUGGAAAAUGGGAUUAAA
Molecule: messenger RNA, 2083 nt
Organism: Choloepus didactylus (southern two-toed sloth)
Lineage: Eukaryota; Metazoa; Chordata; Mammalia; Pilosa; Megalonychidae
Gene: RAB42
Product: RAB42, member RAS oncogene family
Exons: 2
Coding region: 1-663 (220 amino acids)
Cellular component (GO): Golgi membrane
Molecular function (GO): GTPase activity; GTP binding
Source: RefSeq, a predicted model, not a curated record